UUGAAAUUAUAAAUAAAUAAAUAAAUAAUGUGAUUCUUUAAAAAGCACUAGCAUUAAGAUUUUACAGUGAAACAUCUCAAACAAUCCUAAUUUUCUGCUGCUUGAACAGAAUAUGCCUAAUUUUAUUACUUUCCUCAUCUUUAACUAAUACAUAUUAAAACACCUUGACUCCCAAAUGGAGCUUUUUAAUCCUCACUACCAGUCACUGCUCUCGAAAGGAUUUAAUUUGGUUCAACUACAGGUUCCCACACAUUAUGCAAAAUCUGAACAUGUCGAAAAUCAGGGCUAAUUAGUCCAUUUGAGAGGUUGUAAUUACAUCCUUUAGACUGAGCUAUGGAUAUUCCAAAGCGGCUGGUUCACUGUCAUGAAGAAUAUCCUGGGUCGAAAUGGACUCGGCUCAGUCAUCCAUGCACUAGAACGACCUGUGCAGUGUCAGCCUUUUGCUGGGAAAUCUCCACUGUUUCUGUAAGAUCUGUUCUAUUGAUAGCCUCUGUUACUGAAUACAUAUUGCACAUAUAUGUGUAUCAUUAAAAAAAAAUAUUGUUCAAGUGUGGAAUUACAUGCUGUCUCAGAGAGAGAAAAGACAAACAUUAAAAAAAGAGAUAGUUUGGAGAAAUCCCCCCUAGGAUUGCAGAAGUGCAGAAGGAUGAAGAGGAAUGAGGAGGUCAAAACUUCCCCAGUGGAGUUAGGUAACAGCUGCCAGGAAUGGGCAGGGCCUCCAGCGGAGAUGAGGCAACACCGGGCCCAUGAGUGUAUAAAUUCCUACGCUCUCUGCAUAUUCAACUCACAGAUGCGAGAAGAGCUGAAAGGAUCGGCCAAAGAUCUGAAGAAAUCCAGUUGAGAAUCGGCAUCCGUCUCUGAAGCAAAGCAAUAAUUCAGGACGCAGUGGUGCUCUGCGUUGGCCUGACACCCAUGCGAAAGAAGACCCAUCAGCUCUAAUCUUCAAAGGACUUAUAACCUCAGCCAAAAUGAAGGCAUUCAGCAUUGCAGUUGCAGUGACACUCGUGCUCGCCUUUAUUUGCAUUGUGCAGUGCUCUGCCAUCCCGUUCACUGGGGUCGGAGAGCUGGAGGAGGCAGGGGGCAAUGACACUCCAGUUGAGGCACAUCAAGAGGUGUCAAUGGAAUCGUGGAUGAUGCCAAAACAUGUCAGGGAAAAGCGCCAGAGUCACCUUUCGUUGUGUCGCUACUGCUGCAACUGCUGCAAGAACAAAGGCUGUGGUUUCUGCUGCAGGUUCUGAGUGUCAUGAGCGACGACCACCACUCUCUAAUUUAUUGUUUUAUUUUUCAAGACCCCUCCUUUCAUUGCAUUUUCUAAAAUACAUUUUUUAAGCAAAAUGAAUCCUGGAGCAGCAAAGACAAAUCAAGUAUUUUUUUUCUAUUUAUUUUGUAUAGGCUACUUCAACUUUUUAACUUUUUAAAGAAGACACAUUUCUCACACAUAUGGAUCUAUUUCUUACUGAAAAUUGUUUCAUGUUGAAUAAAAUACAUCUGAAUACACUG
This is a messenger RNA of Poeciliopsis prolifica (blackstripe livebearer), 1500 nucleotides long. RefSeq names its product hepcidin antimicrobial peptide (gene hamp). The transcript is spliced from 3 exons. Gene Ontology annotation, cellular component: extracellular region. The record is from RefSeq and is a predicted model, not a curated record. The coding region runs from base 969 to 1238 and encodes 89 amino acids. NCBI's taxonomy places the organism in Eukaryota, Metazoa, Chordata, Actinopteri, Cyprinodontiformes, Poeciliidae. Gene Ontology annotation, biological process: defense response to bacterium; intracellular iron ion homeostasis.